Meleagris gallopavo (turkey) is the source of this 5890-nucleotide messenger RNA. NCBI's taxonomy places the organism in Eukaryota, Metazoa, Chordata, Aves, Galliformes, Phasianidae. The record is from RefSeq and is a predicted model, not a curated record.
GAAAAAUCAAACCAAACAAAAACAACACAUCAACAACACCAAAUCAACAAGGAUGCAACAGUAUUUUGUACUCUAGUUUAGCUUACAGUCUGGUAAAUUUUGAUAUUAAUAUUGGAGCUUACAUGUAGAUUAUGGAUGUUCAUAAAAAUUGUUUGUUCAUUUUAAACAGCUGAUUUUGAUUGACUUACCUAUUGAUAUCUAUUGAUAGUAAUAUUUUCAAGGCUGGCCAAACACAUAAAAAAUAGUUUUUGUCAAAGAACAUAGAAAUCCUACUUCUACCAAAGAGGAUUGGAAAUUCUCAUGGCAGGGAAAUGAGGGAGGACUUAUUCAUAGGGACAAGUCAAUCUGCAAGACCAAGAAUCUUUUGUACUUUGCUAAAGCCAAACAAAUGGUCAAGCACAAAUGUAGUCUGAGCUCAGUAGUCUGCUUCAGCCCAAAGCCUCGGAGCCAGUACAGUGAGCAUUUUGCUUGCUUAGGAAACAUGAGCUCUGUUGCUAUUGCGGCACAGUUAUCUUGUUCAGACACAAAUGGCGUGCUAGGGAAAGUCCAUACAAGGACACAGUCAAAUAACCUCUUUUUUACUAUUGGCAUAAGUGUAAUAGCUUCUCAGAAAUGGGCUCCUCACAAACUAAUUUGUGGAAAAGAUUAAUUUUAAUGGCAGAUUUAUGCAAAGGAAAUCAAGAGGGCAAAAUGUCAAGAACAUAACUGGCUUGUGUGGAGGAAAGAGCAAGAGAAACAUCAUAAGAAAGAAACAAGGGACUUCUGAAGUGAAAAAAUGUUGAAAAUUACCUUCUUGAUAAUAACAGAAGAAAGUCCCAAAGAAAUUAAUAUGAAAAUGCAGCCCAAAGGAGAGUGGAAGUCUGUGUACAUUACCCACUAGGAGGCACAGUGUUUGCAUACUAGAAUUUAAAGUUAUUACUCAGGACACUAGAGUGUACUUACAAUGCUCUCAGAACACAGCAGAAGCAAAUUAAGAGAGAUGAAAUGGAUUAAUAAAAAAGCAAAUAAAAAGGCUGUAAAGUUCAAAUGAAGGGCCUAAUUCCAUUCCUAUUAAAAUAUAAACAGCCACAUUCCCAUUAAGUUCAGUAGGAGUAGUAUGAAGUAGAGUCCAUACUACAUCCUAAAAUCUGUACGCAUGGAAAAUGUAAUGAAAAAGCAGACAAUUAACUUUUUUUUUUUUUUACUUCUAGAUCUAAAAGGAAAAUAGGCAGAAUAAUGGACUAUAUUUGGGUUGCUUCCGUGGAAACAAGGACUUAGUUACUUUUUGUCUUCUAAAUCAUUGACGUUAGCACCAGCAACCCAGUCUCACGUCACAGGUGAAUAAAAGGCAAGUGGAGUCUGUGCUGUUUGUUUGCUCACAAAAACCUUUGCUGACAGAACACACUGAAGCUAUCCUCUCUUGAGAGUGCACCCCAAGGACCAUUUGCCUGCCACAUACUGGUUGAUAGCAAUAGGACUAAUUCUGCUGUGUUUCUUGUGUCAGCUUCUCAGUGUUUGCCUGGAAUUGACACUGGCUGUUCUCAGCAUUCCUCUGGCAAGUCCUAAAAAGCCACAUCAGCUGGAAGAUGCAAGGAGAAAUGCAGGGAAGAUCUGCAUAGAAGUUGCAAAAGAUCUCUGCAAAUGUAUCUAAAACUUUAUCUCUAUAAACACUUCCAAGACCGUAUGUCCAGAUGAGCACCUUGACCUCAUCCUGAUGUGUUCCUUAGGUAAGGUCUGAGCACAUUUCUGCCCCUUCUCUUAUCUUCCUGUGUCUUAGCUGGGAAGACAACUUGGCUGUACAGAAUGGCCAGAGCAAAAGGCAUCCUUUGGUUAGUCCUUGAUGUGUUCAUCUGGGGAAGCCAGGGUCCCAAGGCAGGCUGCAAAGUUUGCUGCAGCACUGCUAGUGUGAAUGUCCUUUGAAAUAACUGGGCAAGGCUGACUCUGAAGUUUGCAGUUAAAGGCUGAUUCACAGCAUUUUAUACCUCCUUUGAGACCGACCUGGGCUACAGGCGCAGGUGUCUGAGAAUGUGGCUGUAGCAAACCUCCAGUUCACCACUGAUCACUCUGAGAAAAUGGAAGGGACAUGCAUUCCUAGACAACAGAUCUUGCAGAUGUAUGGCCACUGAACGGUGGGUGUUCUGACCUCCAAUUAAGGACAUUUCAAUGUACAGUCUCUCUGGAGUUUCUGAGGAGCUCCAGCGGAAUUGUGCCUGCUGACGGUGUCUUUUCUCCUGAGGAAUUAGGGCAGCUCUUUACUGUCCCUGGCCUCAAUCGGACACAACUUGCUGACCCAUACUGUUUCUGCUGCUUCUCUGAAGAACUGAUUUUCUGUACAGGUUCAGUGCUUUGAAUUUAUUUUGUGAUGUGGUCUGUGUUUUGUGGGUCUUUGGAUAGGAAGCAGCUGUGACUUAACCACUGUUUAUCCCACAACUCCCAGUCAUCUUUACUGUUGCUUUAUUUUUGUGACAUUCAGUGGCUCUCCUCUGUCUUGUAUGCAAAUCUUUGACUCUUUGGUGUAGGGAUUUUUUUCUGUUUUGUUUGCUGAGCAUCUUGUACAGCUCUCUUGCUGAGGCACUGGGUUUCACUGUAGAGCAACAUCAGUAUUAACCAUGGUAAUGAAGUACCAAGAAUCAGCAGUACUCCAAAAUGGAAAAUAGCAACAUACUGCUUUUGAAUCUCGAAGGAGAGAGCAAUGAUGUGAGAGAAUUAAGUCCAGUCAAGCCCAAAGAUAUAAUUCCCAAGGGAAUGCGUUCCACCAACGUGGCACUUGUUGCAAACUAGAGUAUCACAAAGAUGAAAAUGCACUUUGCAGCAUGUCUUGCGUCACAUCUCUGACGUUUGUGAUUUACCCAAGGUCAGGGUAACAUUACCUUCUCUCAACCCCAGGUUGUUUGUUCUCCCUCUCUUUGACUGAGGGGAGUUUCACCUUUACUAGAUAUCUCUGUACACAAGCAAUUUGCUCCAUGGACAGAUUUACUCUCUCUCGAGGGUCUGUAAGAGUUUGCCUUUUUCCAAAGGCUACAUAACUACUAACACACUGAGGCAAACCCAGCUCCCGAUUCAUUUUACUUUCCCCGUUCUAAACGUUCCCAUUCGGAUCAUGAAACGAACAGAACAGGGCGUGGGCUGGAGGCGCGGGGCAGCGGCUUCACCUCCGUCCCGCGGGAGCGGCGGAGGCUGUGCGGCCCGGCCCCGGGGUGGUGCCGGCCGGCCGUGGGUCCCGCCCCGCUCACCUGUGCGGAUCGGAUGGCCGCGCUGCUCCCGCUCCAGCUCCAGCCUGCUCCUCGGAGGAUGAACGCGCCGAGGCUGCCGGCAGAGCCCGGCAGGGAGCAGGCUUCAGCUACAGAGGUACAAAUUGGGCCUAUGAGACUGACACAAGAUCCAGUUCAGGUUUUGCUGAUUUUCGCAAAAGAAGACAGCCAAAGUGACGGCUUCUGGUGGGCCUGCGACAGAGCUGGUUACAGGUGCAACAUUGCCCGGACUCCAGAAUCAGCACUUGAAUGUUUCCUUGAUAAGCACCAAGAAAUAAUUGUUAUAGAUCACAGGAACUCCAGAUAUUUUGAUGCAGAAGAUAUCUGCAGGUCUAUUCGUGCCACAAAGCCAUCAGAACACACUGUAAUACUUGCUGUGGUUCCACGCACAUCUGCUGAUCAAGAAGAGACUUCUGUUCUUCCCCUUCUUAAUGCAGGCUUUGAUAGGCGAUUCAUGGAGAAUAGCAGCAUAACUGCUUGUUACAAUGAACUCAUGCAAAUAGAACAUGGGGAAGCGCGGUCUCAGUUCAAAUUACGGGCAUGUAAUGCAGUAUUUACAGCAUUAGAACACUGUCAGGAAGCUAUAGAAAUAACCAGUGAAGAUCGUGUUAUUCAGUAUGUUAAUCCAGCUUUCGAGCAGAUGAUGGGGUAUCAAAAGGGAGAGCUCAUUGGCAAGGAAUUUACUGAGCUACCAAAAAGUGACAAAAACCGUGCAGAUCUGUCAGACACAAUCAACGCAUGUAUUAAAAAAGGAAAGGAAUGGCAAGGGGUUUACUAUGCAAGAAGAAAAUCUGGAGACAGUAUCCAGCAACAUGUGAAGAUAACACCAGUGAUCGGUCAAGGAGGGAAGAUCAGACACUUGGUAUCCCUCAAAAGGCUAUGUUGUACUAAUGAGAACAACAAGCAGCUCUGCAAGAGUCACCGCGAUGAGAAUUAUUCAGGAGACAAUUCUCAGUCAGAAUCCCAUUCCUUCAAAUGCAAGAACAGAAGGAAGGACUCAGCUGAUGUUAAGUCAAUAUCUUCACAAAGUAGUGACGCUCCAAGUUUACAGACCCGGCGGUACUCUUCUAUGGCAAGGAUCCACUCAAUGACAAUAGAAGCUCCUAUCACAAAGGUUAUUAACAUAAUUAAUGCUGCCCAGGAAAACAGCCCCAUCACUGUAGCAGAGGCCUUGGACAGAGUUCUGGAAAUCCUGCGGACAACAGAACUUUACUCCCCUCAGCUAGGGACCAAAGACGAGGAUCCUCACACAAGUGAUCUUGUUGGAGGUCUGAUGACUGAUGGCUUGAGAAGACUGUCCGGAAAUGAGCAUGUGUUUUCCAAGAAUAUGAACCUGAGCCAUAGUCACCUUUCAGUGCCAAAUACUAUCAGUGAUGUUCCACCUUGUAUUGCACAGCUCCUGGAUAAUGAGGAAAGCUGGGACUUCAAUAUCUUUGAAUUGGAAGCUGUUACGAAUAAAAGGCCACUAGUUUAUUUAGGCUUAAAAGUUUUUGGCCGGUUUGGGGUUUCUGAGUUUUUGAACUGCUCAGAAGCCACACUGCGAGCAUGGCUGCAGGUGAUGGAAGCCAACUACCACUCCUCCAAUGCAUACCACAACUCCACACACGCUGCGGACGUCCUGCACGCUACUGCCUUCUUUCUGGGAAAGGAGAGAGUUAAGGGAAGCCUUGGCCAUUUAGAUGAAGUGGCUGCAUUAAUAGCAGCCACCAUUCAUGAUGUAGAUCACCCUGGACGGACCAACUCUUUCCUGUGCAACGCAGGCAGUGAAUUAGCUGUCCUUUACAAUGAUACUGCUGUGCUAGAGAGCCAUCACACUGCACUAGCAUUUCAGCUGACGGCUAAAGACAGCAAAUGCAACAUUUUCAAGAAUAUUGAUAGAAAUCACUAUCGGACAUUGCGCCAGGCCAUCAUUGAUAUGGUUCUGGCAACAGAGAUGACGAAGCACUUUGAACACGUGAACAAAUUUGUGAACAGCAUCAACAAGCCAAUGGCGUCUGAGGAGACCAGCUCACAUAGUGAAGGCAGUGACUGUGAAUGUACAGCCAACAUGAAGAACUUUCCAGAUAACCAAACACUGAUCAAGCGUAUGAUGAUUAAAUGUGCAGAUGUAGCAAACCCAUGUCGUCCCCUAGAACUAUGUAUUGAAUGGGCAGGGAGGAUUUCAGAGGAAUAUUUUGCACAGACAGAUGAAGAGAAGAGACAAGGUCUGCCUGUUGUGAUGCCAGUAUUUGACAGAAACACCUGCAGCAUUCCCAAGUCACAGAUUUCCUUCAUCGAUUAUUUUAUAACAGACAUGUUUGAUGCAUGGGAUGCAUUUGCACACCUGCCUGUUUUGAUGCAACACCUGGCCAACAACUACAAACACUGGAAAAUGCUGGAUGAGUUAAAAUGCAAGAGCCUCAGGCUUCCAUCAGAAAACAACAACUGACACUAAAACAAGAAAAACAGACCUCCCAAUCUACCAGUUCCACUGUGAAUUGCUUAUUAACUUGGAUACAAAGGGGAUAGUGUUUCCGUUCAAGUGAAACUAAGACUGUGUGUCAAGAACAAAGUAUUUUAUCUAUCAUUUUUAAGCUUCUCUGAAUUCUAUACAAAAAUAUUUUCAAAAAAGGCCAUAAGCAAGUGCACUUUGGAAAUAUCAUUUUAUGGCAGAUAAGUAU